This is a messenger RNA of Dendroctonus ponderosae (mountain pine beetle), 1381 nucleotides long. RefSeq names its product GATA zinc finger domain-containing protein 14. NCBI's taxonomy places the organism in Eukaryota, Metazoa, Arthropoda, Insecta, Coleoptera, Curculionidae. The transcript has 6 exons. Gene Ontology annotation, molecular function: odorant binding. The coding region runs from base 46 to 1212 and encodes 388 amino acids. The record is from RefSeq and is a predicted model, not a curated record.
UAAUAUACAUUGAGAAGCUUUUUGGUGCUUCAGUGCAGUUCCAACAUGAUACUCACAUGCAGGCGCAACGUGUUUCUUGUUAUAGCAAUUUUUGCAAUAAAUAGUUUAGUGGCAGUAUCUCUUAAUGCCGAUAAACAAUUCACGUUAAAACAAUUUCUGAAAAACCAGACAAAGGCAAGAAACAAUGGCGAUGGGAACAAAGACAAUGACGAAAAGGAAAAUGUUUUAAGAACUGAGGCAUGGAAACUCCUAAAACAGUGCGACGGUGAGCGAAAUCGCUAUGGGGACGACACCAAUAACAAAUUCAGUGCUUCUAAAGGAGAAAAUAAUAUAAACAAUUUCCGACCAGACAGACAAAGUAACGGUUAUGGAAAUGAUAAUAAUGAAUCAUCCGGCAAUUCAUGGUCUAGCAAUAGAAACGGCACCACUUAUGGUUCCCAGAACAAUGAAAAUGAAGAAUGGAACAUGUUUCGAUCUCCCAAGCGAUAUGACACUGGUUCAAAUACAGCUGAGUCUUCAUAUGGUACCCAGCAUUUUAACCAAGCAAACAAUGAAAACAAGAAUCCGUAUAAUUCCAAUAACAUGAAUUACCAAACCGACCAUAGAAGCCCCAGUAACAUUUAUAGUAGCAUGUCCACCAAUGGAGAUCAACUGAAUCGUCCGAACACUGAUUACAGAAGUCGUUUUAACGAAAAUUCCCAAAGUAGUGGAUUUGGGGAAUCCACUACAGGAUACCAAGCUGGUAGCUCCAAUGCAUUUGAUAUGAGAAAUAGCUAUGGGCCAAACUCUGACGGAUUUCAUCGAGUUACUUCUUCAGAUAAUGAUUGCCGCGAUAAUGUUGACAGAAAUUGCGGAAAAAAUAUGUUUGUUUCAGAAUACAAUUCUGGAAUAACGUUUGGAUCUCAGAUACCUUCGCAUCGGAACAAAAGAUAUAAUUAUUUCAAUAAGGAAGAUAAAGACAGGAGUGAAAGAAGCCAAUGCGUUAGCCAGUGCAUAUUUGAGUAUCUCCGCCUGUUGGAUUACGACAAAACCCCUUCAGAAACACUGUUAAUUAAAUGGCUUCAAGAACAUGUCACUGGAAAUGACAUGGACAGAAUAAAAGAGUUAAGGAAGGCUAGAAGCUGUUUUUCUAAACUCACGGCAUCCGACACUGAUGAUGGCUGCGAGAUGACCACAGAGCUUUCCAAAUGUCUAGAAUUAGAAUUAGAAUAACUUUAGUAUUAGCUUUCAUUGGUAACGUUGAUAGGAUAUAAAUAUUGGUAAAACCGAGUUAGUAACAAACAAUUAAUAAUAAAUAUUUCUAAUACAUUUCACUUAAUCCUAGAAAUUUAAGUCUUUUGCAUGAAGAUCAAUUAAAUACCUUUAUGAUUACCAUUAUAUU